AUGGACGCAAGCGACAGCGAUUUCGACGACUUGAUCGGGUUCUUGGCGCCCGAAACGAGAUUGGACAUACGUCGGACGGCGCUGCAGUACGUGCUCGAGGCCAGUUCCAAGAUGAUCGACAAUGCUUCAACAAAAUUCUACCUGAGGGACGAUGCGGCGUUGGGAAACAAGUUGCCGCUGGCCCUUCAAUACUACGAGGGGUCACGCGAGUCGGUGCCGGAAAUACGGCAAAAGUUGGUGGAGGCGCUUUACCAGUUGUGCUCCACGAAACAUGGACGGUGUUCUUUGCGGAAGAAGGGCGCCUAUGCGUUGUUGCGCGAGUUGGACAAGGCUACAAGUGAAAAGAGGCCUGACCCGAAUGCCCCGCCGCCAAAGAUGAAGCCGCCAACGCUACUAGCUCAGGAAGAACACACGUUGCACGCGCUGAUCGGCAUCCUGAUCCGCUACGAGGAGGACCUGGGCAUCGACACCGAGGCCGUCCACUCACUGAAGCAGCUCGAA
Molecule: messenger RNA, 501 nt
Organism: Mesorhabditis spiculigera
Lineage: Eukaryota; Metazoa; Nematoda; Chromadorea; Rhabditida; Rhabditidae
Source: the annotation of a GenBank genome assembly